GGGAGGUGUUGAGUUUCUUGCAAGAGCAAGAAACUUUCGGAGGUGUCAUUUUGAAUCCCACCGUGCAAAAUGCAGGUGUCGGUGACCUUCGAAGAUGUGGCCGUGUAUUUCACGGAGGGCCAGGGGGCUCUGCUGGAUCCGGGUCAGCGGGCCUUGUACAGGGACGUCAUGAUGGAGAAUUAUGGGAACAUGGCCUCAUUGGGCUUUGCAGUCGCCAAGCCUGAGCUCAUUUCCCGGCUGGAACAAGGGGAAGAAGUGUGGGUGCUGGAUUCCCCAGGCUUGGAUGGAGCGGAAAACGCCAACAUUACCUCAGGCAAGUGCAGGAAACAGUACUCAAGGACCACGUGUGGGGGAAAUUUUACUCAGAACUCAGACCUUGCUAAACCUUUAGGAAUCCACACAAGGGAGAAACCAUAUAAAUCCUUAGAGGAUGGGACAUGUUUUGCUGAUCCAUCAAACUUUGCAAAACACCAGAGAAUCCACGUAGAAAAGAAACCCCACAAAUGCUUGAAAUGUCAGAAAUGUUUUGGUCGGCGCUCCAACCUUAUGAGACAUCAGAGAAUCCACACAGGGGAGAAACCGUAUCCAUGCUUGGAAUGUGGGAAGUAUUUUGCUCGGAAGUGGAUACUCAUGAGCCACUGGAGAACGCACACAGGGGAGAAACCGUAUAAAUGCUUGAAAUGUGGGAAGCGUUUUACUCGGAGUUGGGUCCUCAUGAGCCACCAGAGAACCCACACGGAAGGGAAACCAUAUCCAUGCUUGGAGUGUGGGAAGUAUUUUUCUCUGGAAUCAUCUCUCGUGUUUCACCAGAGAGUCCACACGGGUGAGAAACCGUAUAGAUGCUAUGAGUGUGGGAAGUGCUUUACUCUGAAAUCAAGUCUCAGGAGGCACCAGAGAAUGCACACAGGAGAGAAACCUUAUAAGUGCUUGGAAUGUGAGAAGUCUUAUGCUGAUCCGUCUGCCUUUGCAAAACACCAGAGAGUCCACACAGGAGAUAAAUGCUUAGAGUGUGGGAAGCAUUUUACAAAUCUCUCUGCCUUUGCAAAACACCAGAGAGCCCACACAGAAGAGAAACCAUAUAAAUGUUUGGAGUGCGGGAAGUGUUUUUCUCUCAAAUCAAGUCUCAAAAGGCACCAGAAAGUCCACACAGGAGAAAAACCCUACAAAUGCUUGGAGUGUGGGAAGUGUUUUUCUCUGAAAUCACAUCUCAUGAGCCACCAGAAAGUCCACACAGGAGAGAAACCUUUUAAAUGCAUAGAGUGCUGGAAAUGUUUUACUCGGAAAUCACAACUCACAGUUCACCAGAGAGUCCAUACAGGAGAGAAACCCUAUAAGUGCUUGGAGUGUGGGAAGUGUUUUGCUAGUCCCUCGGCAUUUACAAAACACCGGAGAGUCCACACAGGAGAGAAACCCUAUAAAUGUUUGGAAUGUGGGAAGUGUUUUGCUGAUCCAUCAGCCUUCACAGGACACCAGAGAAUCCACACAGGGGAGAAACCAUAUAAAUGCUUGGAGUGUGGGAAGUGUCUUGCACAAAAAUCACAACUCGUGAGGCACCAGAGAGUCCACACAGGAGAGAAACCAUAUAAAUGCUUGGAAUGUGGAAAGUGUUUUGGUGCUCCAUCGACUUUUGCGAAACACCAGAGAUUGCACACGGGAGAGAAGUCCUACAAGUGUUUGAAAUGUGAUAAAUGUUUUGUUCAGCGUACAUGUCUAAUGAGGCAUCAGAGAACCCACACAGGGGAGAAACCGUACAAAUGCUUGGAUUGUGCAAAGCGCUUUUCUCUGAAAUCCAAUCUGAUGACCCACCAGAGAAUCCACACAGGGGAGAAACCGUAUAAAUGCCUGGACUGUGAGAAGUGUUUUUCUCAGAAAUCAGUACUCAUGAGCCACCAGCGAGUCCAUACAGGAGAGAAACCCUAUAAAUGCUUAGAAUGUGCAAAAUGUUUUUCUCUGAAAUUGGCUCUUCUCAGGCACCAGGAAGCCCAUGUGGAUGAGAAAUCAUACGAGUAUCCCAAGCCUUUCCCCCUACACUAGGAGACAAAGCAUACUGGGACAUCAAAGAAUGUGCAGUUGUUAUCCCACAGAUGAGUGGUUCUUCCCACCCUAUGGAAGAACUGAGCUUUAUGAGAUCAUGGAGAAGCUGCUCAGGGAAAGAUAAUCCUAUGAAUGGUGUCCAUGUGAAGAAAUAGAGGCUUUGUCUCAAAAGGGAUCCUCGAUCAUAAAGAGAAUUUCUGCGAAGGGUGAUGCUUGUGAAUGCUUCGGACAUGGCUGAGAAAGACGAGUGGGACUCUGUUCUGGCAAGAAGACUUUUCUCGCUCUUCUUCCCUGCCUUUGCCCCCAAAGCAUCUGCCUCAGGAUUGAGGGAUCCUCUGAAAUGGGAUGGAAUGAGGCGUUGGGGAUGGAGGUGCAGCGGGACUGGAGAAUUGAGAGCAUUUAGGAGCCUGCUUUGUGGGAGUGGAAUCCCCCUUUCCACUAGAGCAAGAGGCCUGUGGAUCCAGAGCAAUGUUAGAAAAAGCCUUUGGGUGAGCUCUGUUACAUGUCCCAUCAGCAAACGAGGCUCGGGUGGUAAGAACAGGAGACAGGGCCUUUUCAGUAGCUGUACCCUGGCUGUGGAAUUCUGUCCCAAAGAAAGUGAGACUAGCCACAACUCAGAUGACAUUUAGGCAGGCAGUGAAAACAUUCUUAUUCUCAUUAUCUUUUGAUGUUUUCAAAAUAUUGGAUGUCAGGGUUUAAUUCUGCUCCAUUUGAUUUAAAGGCGUUAGUUUCAUUUUUCUUAUUUUUGGUUUUUGUUCUUUUAUGUCAACUGUAUUGGGUGACGCUUGUUAGCAGUGUAAAAAGGCACUUAUAAAUAAAUAUAUGAUUCUUGUCUCUGUA
Messenger RNA from Elgaria multicarinata webbii, 2874 nucleotides. Its product is annotated as zinc finger protein 260-like. Gene Ontology annotation, molecular function: RNA polymerase II transcription regulatory region sequence-specific DNA binding; DNA-binding transcription factor activity, RNA polymerase II-specific. Bases 70 to 2034 code for a protein of 654 amino acids. Gene Ontology annotation, biological process: regulation of transcription by RNA polymerase II. The record is from RefSeq and is a predicted model, not a curated record. The transcript has 5 exons. NCBI's taxonomy places the organism in Eukaryota, Metazoa, Chordata, Lepidosauria, Squamata, Anguidae. Gene Ontology annotation, cellular component: nucleus.